Messenger RNA from Bemisia tabaci, 4366 nucleotides. It is a transcript of the gene ics, whose product is annotated as ras suppressor protein 1. The record is from RefSeq and is a predicted model, not a curated record. Gene Ontology annotation, molecular function: protein binding. Gene Ontology annotation, cellular component: cytoplasm. Lineage: Eukaryota; Metazoa; Arthropoda; Insecta; Hemiptera; Aleyrodidae.
CUAUGUCGUGCCGUCUCUACGCCCUUGUGUUUACAUUUCGAGCUCUUUAUCACCCGAUUGUUUAGCUUUUCUGCAUCUUUUGUUUACUGAUAGUGCGCGCGCAAUGAAUGAGGCACCAGUUUCGUGUUUACCCGUGCAGGUGAAAAUGUCGAAGGCUAGGAAGGCGCUCGCAGAAGCUCGGGAAAUCAAGAAUCCCGAGCUAGAUUUGGUCGAUAAAGGCAUUCAUUCUUUCGAGGAAUUACCUGGACUGUUCAACAUGCUGAAUAUCACCAGACUAACGCUUAGUCAUAAUAGGAUUAAAGAUAUCCCACCAAGUAUUGCAUAUCUGGUCAAUUUGGAAAUACUAACUUUGUUCAACAACCAAAUCGAAGAGCUCCCAGUGUCAAUAUCCUCUUUGCCAAAGCUGAGGAUACUUAAUGUCGGAAUGAACCGUCUGGAUAGUUUACCAAGAGGUUUUGGAGCGUUACCAGUGCUAGAAGUUUUGGAUCUUACUUACAAUAAUCUGAAUGAAAAUAGUCUUCCUGGGAACUUUUUCAUGCUAGAAACUUUAAGAGCCUUAUAUCUUGGAGACAAUGAUUUUGAAGUUCUACCUCCAGAAAUUGGACAGUUGAAAAAUUUACAAAUUCUUGUUCUACGUGAGAAUGACCUCAUUGAUGUGCCAAAAGAAAUCGGAGAGUUGACUCGUCUACGUGAACUGCACAUUCAAGCAAACAGACUCACAGUGUUGCCUCCUGAAAUUGGGAAUCUAGAUUUAGUCGGAAGUAAAUCGAUUCUGAAGAUGGAUUUCAAUCCAUGGGUGACUCCUAUCGCAGACCAGUUGCAGGUUGGCAUUUCUCAUGUCAUAGACUACAUCCGAUCGGAGACCUACAGAUAUUUGUACAACCGCCACAUUUCAACGAGAGGACCACCGCCACCCAAGGUUAACGACAAAAGUCGCAAGAUUUCCAGGAUCAAGCAGCAAGGCUAAGUCAUAAAGUAAGACUUCCAAGUAUCAAUACUCUUUUAUUUUUUAUGUGUAACCAAAGCUCAGAGCACAGCAUUUUUUUCACUGCCUUCAAUGUAGUCACACAGUGCCGAUACUAAUAUUGAUUCGUUGGUUCAUUCAUAUUUACAGUGCCUAUUCGUUGUAAUUACUUGUUAUAGAAUUCAUAAUUAUGGAAAACAGGUUAUUAUGUUCUGCAAAUUUUGUAGAAGUUACCAGUGGCGUGCCCAAGGAGUCCGGUUCACCCCACUCCAUUUUUUCAGGAAUAUUUUACCUUUUGACCCCCUUUGUGAGAAAUUUUUGACUGUAGACUAUCAUAAAACAUUUCUGGCUACGCCAUUGGGAGUUACACGCAUGGUAGUCGUAACAGAGUCAUAAAUGAAAGGGUUGUACCUAAAGUUUUUCAAGUUUCAAAGAAUUUUUGUGCAAAUUAAAUGUAAUGAAAUGUGUCCUAAUCUCUUUGCACAAUCCUCCGUGCUUUUUUUAAAGGUCGGCGAAAAAUAUUUUUACGAACUGGUUUUCUCCAGUUGUCAUUGACCAUUUGUUUUACUAUCAAUAUUAUUAUGUUCUAACAAUUCGUGCCUAACUAAGAAUUUUUUAUUCUUGCAAUGAAACAGCAAUUGUUUCGACAUUUUUUCUUCCAUUCAAUGUUAAAUUUCAAUGUCUUUCCAGAGCGUAUGUAUUAAUUAUGUAACACUGAAUUCAUGGUUUUUUGACACUUUUCUUUUCCUCAUUAGGCUCGUUAAUGCCGAGUGGGGCCUCCUCUCUAAAAACUAUUUUACGAUGGUCCAAAUUUUUCUUCCUCUUUUCCCAGAACAGCUUGAAAAAUAUUGCAAAAUUGUAUUUGUUGAAUACAACCAAAAAUGUAUUACCCACCAGGUUUAUCCAUUCAACUUGGUGUGAAAUUAUAACAUCCACUGAUUCUCUUGAGCGUUUCAUUGUUUAGGGAGUUUUUUUCAGGUUUGUUCAAUGAAUUUUUCGGUCAUUUCCACUUCACAGUAUUCAGUUUUUCCUUGAAAAAAUCCUCAACAUCAUCUUACUUGCAAAGAGACAUCAUGCAACGAACUAGACUUAUCUAUGAUAAUAGAUUCCGAAAAGCUUUUUAUUUGUUGUAGAAAGUUCCUAGAUAGUUGCAUAUGUAUCGAUCCUGUAGAGCUAACGUCUGUUUCCUUUUCAAUGGUUAAAAAUUUGCAGAAAGUACAACGUUGGUCUCUCACAUUCUCAUAUAUGAUUAAAUUAUAUAAGUCUGAACUUUAAUCAUGACUAAAUUCCUGUGCCUUGUGCAAUGCAAGAACAAUUAGUGUCCAUUUUCGUUUUUUCUAAAGCACUCCUUCACUAUAAGGAACGAAGCUGGAAACGAAUAUGAUUCAUUUCAUAUAAUUCACAACUGUAAUAACUAGCUUUUAGACACCGUUUAUCCCUGAGUAAUAUAGAUUAUUAGAGUUCUCUCAAAAUUAGAAAAAAUGGACAUCAGUGGUUCCUGCAUAAAUUCAGUCAAUUGGAACAAAUUUUUUAACAUUUUUAACAAUAAUCGUACAAAAUUUUAACCUUGGUGCUUAUUCUUUGAGACUUCUUAAAAGACUUACCUCUGAAAAGUUUUGUUAGAAAAUUAUCUGAAAGUUGUCUGAAAUUUUAAUUUAUAUUUUAAGGUUCAGAUAAUACUUUACAAAAAUUUCAGAAGUAAGCUUUAGGCGGCUUUCAAAAUAAACUCAGUAUUUUUUAUGUAUCUAUUAACUGAAGCACUGAGUGCAGGAAAGGCACCUCUUUGUUGCGGAGAUUCGAAAUCUUCACUGCUAAUUUAAAUUUUACAGAAGGAACAAAUAAAUGAUUUUAAUGGAAUUUUUUGUUCAGAACUUUGCAAAAUCACAGAAAAUAUUCAUUAAAAAUUGCAACAAUAUGUAAGCAUUUACUUCAUUUAUAAUGGAUGAAAUGUUAGCGGAGAUUCUGAGAUACUCUAAACAAGAAGUGCCUUUCUUGCACUUAGCGCUUUCAUUGUAUUUUUAGUUCUAAUUAAUCAUUUAUUUCUUGAUGGAGCGUUUGUUGUUUUGCUUUCCAAGAUAUUUUGUGCUGCAGCUCUGCACUAGGCUUAAAAAUGCACAAAUGCAUCAUGAACUUGGCGAAAAAUGGGGUAAUUUUCCGUUUGUCUAUCUUCUCAAUCGAGCUGAUAGUUAAUUCACUAUUGAUUUUGAAAUACAUCUACCUUUUGCGCUGACUAGUGUGUGCAAGAGAUAUCUACGCUAUGUGCAAGAGCAUGCUCUGAAGGAUUGUCCCUAAAUUACAUAAGGCUAAAUUAAGGGUUUUACAUAAUGCUGUCGCAAGAUCCCAUUAAAUGCAAGACUGCCUGAAAAAAAUACUCAGUGUUAGUCCUCACACUGUUCCUCCUAUUUCAAAAAUGUUGAAUUGAUUAGCGUUGCCAUUAAGUACAGGAGAGUCAUGAGUUCUGUUGAGGAGUAAACAAAAAAUUGAAGAAAGUAUUAGUCUUUUGGUUUACUCGUUGAAAAUUGUGGAAAGUCAUUUCAAACAAUUUACAACGGAUGUUUUGCUUAAUGAACUUUCAUCCUUUUAUUGUGAAUUGGAUAGAUUCAGCCCAACUAAAUUCAAAGUUGCCAAAUUUUCUCCCAUGUUUUAUUUUUAAAAGAAAAAAACGAGGCAAUCCGUAAUGUUCAAAGGCACCAAGUAAGGCAACCUGAAAAGAAGUUGAAUUGAUUUUUGUUAAUACCCCCAGUCAAUAAAAAAGGUGACAAUUGUUUAUUCUCCGGAGUAAGCACUAUGCAAUUUAGGGACAGUCGCUCACACCCAUUCUGUCAUAACUCAUUAACUUUUAAUGUUAUGGGAAUUUUAAAAUUACUAAUUUAAAGUGUAAAUCAAUAUUGACUUUUUUCAUCGUUAUUUUUUUAAGUUUUAGGGUUUUAUUAAAAAGUGGCUGUUGUAGAGCCAAUAUUUUUAUCUCUACAAAGUAACUCACUAUUCUAAUGAUUUUGGAAAAAUCUGUCCUGUUAAUCAUCAAUACAUAAUUCUAAUGAAGUGUUAAAUCAAUCCAAAAUCCUUGACUUUACUGUAGAAAGGGUCCAGCUUUUUCAUUGUGUAUGAAAUAAAAGACCGUAUAAAAGUAAACAACUUAUCUUUAUUUUUCAGUUGAAUAAUACUGUUGGGAUACACGUCCUCUUUCAAAUUACAUUAGAGUAUUUGCUACAAAUCUAGGAAUGAUAUUCUACCAUCUGAAAACGAUAAGCAAGAAUCGCUGGAUGCGUUUAUGUAAACGGUUUGAAAAACAAAGCGUUUUCAAUCUGGCUAUCCAAAAUAACUGUUUUCUUUCAUAAAUGCAAUUAAAAAUGCAGGUUUGUACACACCGAUUUGCUCAAUAUAUCAAUGGCUACUCGCAAA